AUGUCUCAUUCUCAUUCUCAUUCUCGAUCUCGAUCCCACUCGACCCAGCCUCGACGGCCCUUCGAAAACGGCGUCACGCACGCAACCUUCGCGUGGAUCGCGAGAAUGAUGGGCUUGCGCACAGGCAUGCCCCGGCGGGAGUGGGAGCGCCGGGAAGCCGCGCGCCGUCAACGACGGGAGGAACUGCGGCAGCAGCGAGACCGGUUCACGCGCAGCAGCCACGGCCAAAGCCUCCCCGUAGAUGAGAUCCGCUCGCGGGUGACGCUGGCGCAGCAGAACGGGGAGAGGGUUUCCACGCGCAUCCUGCACGAGCUCGCCGAGAAGGACGGCGUGCAUAUAUCCCGUGGGCAUUGGGAUCUGCGUCCGGAGCUGGUUGCUCGCAUCGCGUACCUGCGCGAUAGGUAUUACUUCCUGGGACACGAUGGGCGCUUUUACUAUAGCACUAAUCCGACCGGUAAUGGUCCCGACUUUGAUAUUUCCCUCGACACCUAUACGCCGAUCCUCAUUCGGCAGCUUGCUUAUCCGUACCGGCAGCUGUGCCGGCGUUAA
Messenger RNA from Daldinia vernicosa, 549 nucleotides. RefSeq lists its product as uncharacterized. Lineage: Eukaryota; Fungi; Ascomycota; Sordariomycetes; Xylariales; Hypoxylaceae. The record is from RefSeq and is a predicted model, not a curated record. The transcript has a single exon. Bases 1 to 549 code for a protein of 182 amino acids.